Oryzias latipes (Japanese medaka) is the source of this 7299-nucleotide messenger RNA. It is a transcript of the gene erc2, whose product is annotated as ELKS/RAB6-interacting/CAST family member 2. Lineage: Eukaryota; Metazoa; Chordata; Actinopteri; Beloniformes; Adrianichthyidae. Gene Ontology annotation, cellular component: cytoskeleton of presynaptic active zone. Gene Ontology annotation, molecular function: structural constituent of presynaptic active zone. The record is from RefSeq and is a predicted model, not a curated record. Gene Ontology annotation, biological process: neuromuscular synaptic transmission; maintenance of presynaptic active zone structure; regulation of synaptic plasticity.
GCCCGCUGCCCAAUGACAGCGCAGGAUGCUGGGAGAAGCUGCUGGGGGAAUGGAGGCGACAAGAUACCGUCUAGAGCAGCGAAGAGGAGGAAUUUACAUCGACAGAGAUCUGACUUUGAUGUGCUCCACCUCUUCAGAGAUGAAGUAAGUGGUUCCGCGAGGCGGAGCAGUCUCAUUCGGACACGCCCCUCCUAAGGACUCUUUGGCGGCUGCACCGCUGAAUCGCAGGACAUGUACAGCAGUUCCAGAGCUGUUGGCCAUGUAGAGAGCAGCCCCGUACGGUCCCCGCGCCUGCCACGGUCCCCCAGGCUUGGCCAUCGAAGGGCACACAGUGGGAGCGGGGGUGGUGCGGGGGGAAAGACGCUCUCCAUGGAGAACAUCCAGUCCCUCAAUGCUGCCUAUGCCACUUCAGGGCCCAUGUACCUGAGCGACCAUGAAGGUGUGGGCUCCACUGCCACCUACCCAAGAGGCACUAUGACUCUGGGUCGGGCCACUAACCGAGCCAUGUACGGGGGCCGAGUUACAGCCAUGGGCAGCAGUCCCAAUAUUGCUUCAGUGGGGCUGCCUCAUGCUGACCUGCUGUCUCACAGUGACCUGGGCUCUAUCUCCAUGCUGCACCACCAUCACCACCAGGGGGUGCCCUCCGCCCUGCUGAGGCAGGCGGUGCGGGGAAGUGGGGGGGAGCUGCUGGAGAUGCAGGCCCAGUUCAGGGAGAUGCAGAGGGAGAAUGAGAUGCUGCGUCGAGAGCUCGACUUGAAAGACAGUAAGUUGGGAUCCUCUACGAACAGCAUCAAGAGUUUCUGGAGUCCGGAGCUGAAAAAGGAAAGGAUAAUGAGGAAAGAAGAAGCUGCUCGUACAUCCAUCCUUAAAGAACAGAUGAGGGUCACUCAUGAGGAGAACCAGCUGCUGGAUGCCAGGAGAACCAAGCAUCUUCAGAUGACCAUCCAGGCUCUGCAGGACGAGCUGCGGACACAGCGAGACCUCAACCACCUGCUGCAGCAGGAGAGCGGAAACCGCUCCGGCUCCGAGCAUUUUACCACCAUCGAGCUGACAGAGGAGAACUUCCGCCGGCUGCAGGCUGAACACGACAGGCAAGCCAAGGAGCUGUUCCUGCUGAGGAAGACCCUGGAAGAGAUGGAGCUCAGGAUUGAAACGCAGAAGCAGACGCUGGGGGCCAGAGACGAGUCAAUCAAGCAGCUGCUGGAGAUGCUGCAGAGCAAAGGUCUCCCUCCUGGGCCAGGCAGGGCAUCGGAGGAGGAGGAGCAGGAGCGAGCCAGACGUAUCGCCGAAGCAGAAGCCCAGCUUGGACACCUGGAAGUUAUUUUGGAUCAAAAAGAGAAGGAAAACAUCCAUUUAAGAGAGGAACUUCACAGAAGAAAUCAGCUCCAUCAAGACCCUAGUAAAACCAAGGCCCUGCAGACCAUUAUAGAAAUGAAAGACACCAAAAUUGCCUCUCUGGAGCGCAAUAUUCGAGAUCUGGAGGAUGAGAUCCAAAUGCUGAAGGCUAACAGCUUACUGAACACAGAGGACAGAGAGGAGGAGAUCAAACAGAUGGAGGUCUACAAGAACCACUCCAAGUUUAUGAAGACCAAGAUCGACCAGCUGAAGCAGGAGUUGUCAAAGAAGGAAUCAGAGCUGCUGGCUCUUCAGACAAAGCUAGAGACCCUCAACAAUCAGAACUCAGACUGCAAACAGCAUAUUGAGGUGCUUAAAGAAUCUCUCACUGCCAAGGAGCAACGUGCUGCCAUCCUACAGACAGAGGUGGAUGCUCUGCGUCUCCGUCUAGAGGAGAAGGAAUCCUUCUUGAACAAGAAAACCAAGCAGCUGCAGGACCUGACGGAGGAGAAGGGAACCCUUGCUGGAGAAAUCCGGGACAUGAAGGACAUGCUUGAAGUCAAGGAGAGAAAGAUUAAUGUAUUGCAGAAAAAGAUUGAAAACCUGCAGGAGCAGCUGAGGGAUAAAGAGAAGCAGCUGGGGAACCUGAAGGACCGCAUCAAGUCUCUGCAGACGGACUCCAGUAACACAGACACUGCCUUGGCCACCCUGGAGGAGGCGCUGUCGGAGAAGGAGAGAAUCAUAGAGCGAUUAAAGGACCAAAGGGAGAGAGAAGACAGAGAACGCCUGGAAGAGGUGGAGUCCUAUAAGAAGGAAAACAAAGAUCUGAAAGAAAAAGUCAACAGUUUGCACAUAGAACUAACUGAGAAGGAGUCCAGUCUCAUCGAUCUCAAAGAACACGCAUCGUCUUUGGCGUCUUCUGGUCUCAAGAAGGACUCAAAGCUCAAGUCUCUGGAGAUCGCCAUCGAACAGAAAAAGGAGGAGUGUAGUAAGCUAGAGACGCAGCUACAGAAGCAAGCUGAGCAGCUUUUCAGUCAGAUGAACAAUCCUAAAGCUCAUGAGGUGGAGCAGCAGUCAGGCCCCAGAGGGAAUCCAGAGUAUGUGGACCGGGUCAAGCUUCUAGAAAAAGAAGUGAGCUACUACAAAGAUGAAGCAAACAAGUCUCAGACAGAGGUGGAGAGGCUCCUGGACAUCCUGCGAGAGGUCGAGACUGAAAAAAAUGACAAGGACAAGAAGAUUGCUGAGCUGGAAAGUUUGGCUCCCAGACAAGGAGGUAAAGACCAGACUAAGAAAGGUCCUAACGUUAAAUUGGGGCCACAAGGGGAAAAGAAAGGUUUAGGGCAGGACUCUCGAAAGGACAGCUCCUUGGACAGUGGUCACCAUUCCAAACUGGAGGAGCUCAUGAACACGCUAGAAAGAACCAGGCAGGAGCUGGAUGCCACCAAACAGCGCCUCUCCUCCACCCAGCAGUCUCUGCAGGAGCGGGACUCCCAUCUCACUAAUAUGAGGCAAGAGCGCAGGAAGCAGCUGGAGGAGAUCCUUGAAAUGAAACAACAAGCUCUACUGGCAGCCAUUAGUGAGAAAGAUGCCAAUAUUGCACUGCUUGAACUGUCUGCAUCCAACAAAAAGAAGACCCAGGAGGAGGUGCUGGCCCUCAAGAGGGAGCGAGACAAGCUGAUGCACCAGCUUAAACAGCAUACACAAAGCAGAAUGAAGCUGAUAGCUGACAACUAUGAGGACGAGCAGUAUCAUCCGCAUGCUCCUCACCAUCAGCCUCAGCCCCAGCAUGCACAGCCCCAGCCCCAGCCACAGUACCCCCACCCUCCCCAGGGCCAACAAACCUCCUACCUACACGCCCCACACGCUCAGCACCCGCAACACCCCCAGCACCCGCAGCACCCCCAGCAUCCGCAGCACCCCCAGCACCCGCAAGCCCAACCACAGCAUCCGCACUCACAGCAUCCCCAACCUCAAUACUCUCACCCUCAGCACCCUCAACCUCUGCCCCAGCUCCAACAGCACCCCCGCCCUCCCCAGCCUCAGCACCCUCACCAACAGCACCCCCAGCAGCAUCCUGCACAGCACCCGCAUGGACUUCCCCCCGCCCAGCAUCCUCACCCCCAGCACCCACAUGGACCUCCACAACAAGGACCCCACCCUCAGCAUCCACACCCCCAACAUCCUCAGCACCCUCAGGCUCCUCAACAUCCGCACCACAUGCAGCAUCCGCGGCAUCCAUCGCCCCACCACAGAGGAGUACCUGCCCGGGGGCCUCCUCAUGCUGGCCACCGCCCCUCCCCAGACCAGGAUGAUGAGGAGGGCAUUUGGGCGUAAUCUUAGCCGUGACAACCAAAGCUUUUAUGUUGAUUAGAGGGAUGAGUCAGUCUGUACUGGGGGAGCACAGCCAUACCAUGAUGUUGAAACACCACCCAACUAAUGAUCUUUUACUUUCACCAAAUCCUUACUUCUUUGGCUUUUUUUCUGUUUCCUGGAAGAAUAGGAGGUUAUCAGGUGUGUGGGCUCUCCACGGGGACUGACAGAUGAGCAGGUGAUCUGGAACCUCCUCUUUGUGUGAACAGGAAGACACAUCCUCCUCUCCCGUCACUCGAUGCAGAUUUUGUUUGCCAAGUUGUCGCUUUGCCAGAAGUGUGACCAACAUGGCAGCAUCCGAGACCUCAGAGGUCACCUCACCUGUCUGCCACCUGCUGAGCGAGCUCUCUUCCAGCAGAGACCUAAACCUUCCAGCCAAGUUCUGUUUAAAUUCAUCAACCUGCUUUGUUUCAGAUCAAUGGUUGCCGACUCCUUUGCUACUUACCGCAUUGCUUUGAUUGGCUCUUUGACUCUGUCAUGGUUCCCUCAGUCCUCACUGGUUUUAUCUGAGCCCUUUACCUGGCCUUCAUGGCAGUCAGUGUGCAGAGUCUCUUCACUCACCUCUGUUGCUCACCGUAAUCGUUUUCCUCAUGUCAAACAGUUCUUACUGUGAUGAUGGCUCCCUUCAGUGGCAUGUUUUGUGCACAUUUAAGAGCUUUUAGGUUUCCUAUUGUUAUUUCCUGUUGGCACAAGGAAGCAUUUAGGGCUGACUGAUGGAGCACCUUAGCCUCCACCUGCAGCAUCUCCUUGGCUGCAUGAGCACAGCCCUCUUGCUUUUGGGCUACUUCUAUGCUCCAGCUGUCAACAACAUGUAUUCUUCAUGUUACCUCAUAUCGAUCAAUGGUAGUCAAUGAAAAACAGUUGAUCUAUGCAGAUGUCAACAUAGAAGGAAAGAAUAACCAAUCACCCCAGUCACAUUGGCCAAGAGGUGGUGGUGGUGGUGGUGGUGGGGGGGCAAAUCCAUCAGAUUCAGUUUUAUUUUUUGAGACUAUGCACCUCUGCACUUCCUCUGUGUUGCCAGAAUUUUUACUUAUGGUGCUUCUGCUGGUGCUCAAACGAAAUGAUAUCAGAAGACCUUUUCCAGAACGGUCUUUUUUACAGCGGAGAGGCUGGAUCCAGGCUUCAUAAAGAUUUCUUUUUGAGUUCGACAGCGGAGCAUUGGUCAGACACAAAACCUUCCUCAAGGAAUACCGUCUUUAUGAUGGUUACUAGAAGUUGAAAAGCAAAAGAAGAAAAAGUUUCUUACCAGGUCUAAUCAUUCAUCUGACUCUCCGGUUCGCUCCUGCACCCUUGAACCCCUCUAGCGGUAGUUUACGUGACCUCCCACACAUAGUAAGUUGUUUUCUUCUUCUGAAUAAGAUGGCCUGUGCCUAGUAAAAUAUGUACACAUAUGAUAGAAAUGCAUAUAUUAUACAUAUAGAGAGGAAUCUAUAGAGUGUGUCUAAAUGUGGUGAGAAAAUCGUUUUAAACUGAUGAUGUACUAUACCUUUGUUUUGGUUAUUUUUUUUAACUGGCUGAAGGUCAAAGGUGUCUUAUUUCCAGAGCUGAGUCAUAUAAUUCUUCUUUUGACUGGUAGGUUGUGGGGAAAAAAACCUUCAGCAGUCAAGUUAAACAUUCCCUGUCUGAAAAUGCAGCCCAGAUUUAAAGAAAAAACAGAUGUAUAUGUGUUAAUAACUAAAGCUUUAGAGUCACUUUGUGGGUUACAAAGAUGAGGAUCAAACUCUGUCUUAACGUCUAAAAACAGACAGCAUUGUUACAUUCCUUUCUUAGUGUGAAAUCAACUCAGCUAACAACCUCUUGACCUGUGCUAACAAAAUCAAACUUGCUUUCUGUAUGUAACUCACACAGGUAGCAGUUCAAUUAUGUACAAAUAAAGCUUGCACUUGUGAAUGAGGACUAUCAGCGUUUCCUCCACACAGAGGUUUCAGAGACUCUGUCUGGAUGCAUUUCUUUGGCGUGGUUUUGUCGUCGUCACGUGAACAGAAGUGGUUGGUGUGUGUGACUGUAACAGCCGACUAGAUAGAAGAAAAAAACAACACUUUAUUACAGUAUUGUGAAAAAAAUGAAGUAGACUGUUACUGAUUCUUUCUUCCUCCCUCCCUUCCCUCGCAGUACCUGUGCGUCAGGUGUACUUUGUUGUAUGUAAAUGUCUGUCUAUCGACUCAUCCUCCAUUGACCGAGGUGAUCUAUCCUUCAUGUGUCUGCCUCACACCUUACCGCUCUUGUCAAAAAUCAGCACGUUGUGUGAAGACUUUGCUUUUUGAGUUUGCAAAUGUUGAGCUACAAGUCCCAAAUGAAAGUUUCUUUAUUUUUAUUAUUUAUUAUUAUUAUUAUUUGUUUUUAAGAAGACAAUGCAAACAGACAGAGGACCAAAAACCCUCUCAUUUCAACAUCAGGGAGUGGAGUAGUAAUUCUCUGUUUUUCAGGUUCUAUCUACUGAAUACUUGAAGUAGGGAGUUUUCCUACCAUAAUAUAGCAUAUGUUAUUUGCAAAUUUGCAUGAUAGACAACAAAGAACAUUUAAAUAGUGCCCAUGCUUUUUAGUUUUACAUUAUGUGCCAACCGAAGGUGGCGAUGUAUGGAUAAUAUGCUGUUGUCUAUGCAGAGUGAUUUAUUUAUUGUGACAAAAAAAGGCAGAAAGGUCAAAUAAAUAGAGCUUAGAAGCAACAGGGGUUGAUUUGAACUGCAGCACGGUUGGAAGAGGUAGGGCUUCAUCUGUGCCUUGGAGCAGCUGUGUAGAAAAGCCUAGGAAGUCUUUUUUUUUUUCAAAGGUUUCCAAAAAAACAAAAAAAAAAUCUCAAAAGCCUACCAUGCAUUUUCUUUUUAUUGUUGUUUUUCUUUUAACAUUUCUUAUUGAUAAUGUCGGAUCAAACAAAUCACUGUGACCAAUGUCAGAAUACUCUCUUUUAACUUUUUUUAAUCAUUUUUUUAUAUUUAAGUUGAGCUUUAUUUUUGUUAUUGUUAACGCCUAAUAAAAAUGCCAGUGUGCGAGUGUAUUAUUUGUACAAGUUAAUGUUUGGAACUGUACAGUUAAGAGUUUAGAAGCAACUUCGAUGUGAGUCCAGCAUGCUGACUGAUCAUCGGUGUGAACACGAACCAGCACCACUCCUCAUCCAUUACCUGCAUCUGCAUCGUGACGGUGUGAUGUUGUGUUUGAGAGUGAUGUGUGUCUCACUUACUGUGUCCCCUUAGUAGACAGCCUGUGCAGUUUUGUGAGGGUGAAGCAUGUGUCUGGGAUUUCUGGUUUAAAUAUCUUCAGAAAAGAGAAAUAUGAGCGUGUCUGUGCACAUCUCUAAUUUAUUGUUUUAAGAGCAAAAGUGUGUGUGUGUGUGAGUGUGUGUGGGCGCCAGUGUCGUACUAAUGCAAAAGAGAGGAAACUAUUUAAAAAAAAAACUUUAUCAGAGUGAUUCUAUUCAGAAAAGAUUUGAGAUUAAGUUUCAAAUGAUGCAUGGAUUCUGUACAUUUUUUUGGUUUGAACUAUAUGAGGCUGUCCUUGUUGCCCCUUUUUGCUAUUGUAUGUGCUGUACCAGAAUAAUACUAUUGAGUGUUGGCCAGCUUGUUUAUAUCCAUCAAAUAAAUGACAUUCUUUCUGUUU